ACGGCAGACCAGUCGUGAAAUCACUCGAGGUGCGUGGCCGCUCGUGUAGCACGAUCUGCUCGCGUCCGAAGAAGAGCUAUCGAUAUCCUUGCGUGAACUCUACGAUCCGCGUGUCCGCGUUAUUAACGACAAUUUUACUCGCGAGUGCGCUUUCGCGGGGAGACAUGCGUUCCCGAUGGUGUUAAUUGUGCCUCUUCGUGUCUCCUGUGUUUCUCCGAAUCUCUGUGUGUGGAAGGACUCUCACGGGGAAGUGCGCGAGGAAGCACGCGAUCUGUGAAUUUACAUGAGCGCCCUCACGCUGUGCGUGUUCGCCUUUCUGUGAAUCGCGAGCAGUGGAUUGCGCUUACAUAAAUAACGACGGGAGACCGAUUCGCCGCAGAUUCUAUCAACCAAUAGAGUGCGUUUCAAAGAGCGAAACUAUUUCAAAACGAGGCGAUUGACUAGCAAUAUUGCGAAAUUCACAAGAGCGACAGGAUGUAAUAUCUGGAGGGUGCAAUUGAUUCGCGUUGAGCCGUGAAGUCUAUUCUCGGUGAUAAAAGGCGAAGGAUUAUCGAGAUGAGCGGAAUGAAGAAGGCGAUCGGUGGAUCCAUUCAUAGAAUACGAGAGUUCGAGCUCGAGAAGGUAAAUCUGAUCGACGAGUUCGACAUUCUACAGAUAGUCGGCGAGGGAUGGUUCGGCAAGAUCUUGCUGACGGAGCACCGCAGCACGCAGACCGAGAUGGUGCUGAAGGCCUUGCCGAAGGCCUACACCGGCAUUUCAGACUUCUUUCGGGAAUUUCAUUAUGGAUUACAUCUGUCGGCGCACAGGAAUAUCAUAACCACUUACGACGUGGCGUUCGAGACGGCCGGAUUCUACGUUUUUAGUCAAGAAUACGCCCCGCUCGGCGAUCUCACGUCGAACGUGACGGAAACCGGGCUGGGCGAGCUGCACGCGAAGAGGGUGGCCAGGCAGCUCGCCGCUGCGGUGUAUCACAUACACAGCCGCGAGCUGGUGCAUCGCGAUAUCAAGCUCGACAAUAUACUCGUGUUUCGCAGCGACUUCUCGCGCAUCAAGCUGUGCGACUUCGGCGAGACCAGGCGGGUCAACACCGUCGUGCGAAGGCACAACGAGUGGCUGCCGUACUCGCCGCCCGAGGUAUUGCAGAUCGACACUGACGAGACGUACAAAGCUCGCACGUCGCACGACGUCUGGCAAUUCGGCAUUGUCCUAUUUGUCUGCCUGACCGGAUGCCUGCCAUGGCAGAAGGCGGCGUUGGAUGAUCCGCGCUACACAAGAUAUCAAAACUGGCACAACGCGACGCUUAACAUCGCCAAGAAGCCGAAAUUAUUUCAGCUGAUCAGCUCGCGGGCGCAGAGAAUGUUCAAAAGACUGCUCGACCCGAAGGCUGACAAGCGACCUGUCAGCGUGUUGGAGGCAAAUAAAUAUUUAGAGGACAGAUGGCUGGCGAAACUCGGGGCUGAGAAAGCGUUGAAUGGCGGCGCCGACGAGAGAGACGAGCUCUGCCCGUCUAUGUACAGCUUCCACAGUUCCUUGGAGGAGAAGAAUCAACUCCUACACACGCUCACGACGUACGGCAUCGAGACGACGGUGGAUCGAUCGAAGAAGAAGGAUCGCAUCAGACAGUGGAUCCAGGCUAGCGCGAUCGUCGAGGAGAACGAGGGGGACGAGUCGGAUACGUACGAGGAUUCAGAGUUCUAUGAAGAUGAGGAUAACGAAAGCGACGAGACGGAUCCGGUUCCCAUGCGGGGCAGGCAUUUCCCGGAGAGGCGUCCGAGCGCCGCGACGAACGAUCGUCGAAAGAGAAGAGGCAGCACCGCGUCGAAAAACAAAGUGCCCGUAAAGCCAGUCGAAAGGAAAAUACCCUUCGCGCCGCAGGUGGCCGAGGAGCGAGAAACAGUCGCGCGCUUUGCCAGUUUUCCCAACGGCGAUCCGAAUCUCGCCGUGAGAAACGGCAGCGAUCAAUCCCGCGACACUUCCGCAGCAUCGAUCAACGUCAUCUCCGACGUAUCGCCCAGCACCAAUGGCCGAAGCGUCAAGGAUCCCGCGAGAACUAACGUUAAUAAUUCUCAAGACGAAUCAUUAGAGCGUGCCACGCUGCCGAUCAAACAAUCACCGCCGAAGAUCGCAGCGGGCGCACCGGAUUCCGGAAAUAAGGUCGCGCCGAUGAGUCCGCAAAUCCCGGCUAGAAAAAAUCGUGCCCAUACAGCGCCGUUUUCGGACGUGCGAUCGAGCGAAAAGCAAGCGGAAUCCUCGGCGAGAAGGACACAAUCCGCGGCGGUUUUGCAGACGCCGGAGGCGGAGGAUCCGCCUCGGACGAAGACGUCCGCGUCGCCGCAUCCGUCGGCGGGUCGAGCGAGCCAUCCCUCCGUCGCUGCGUUAUCGGUAUCGCGAACAGCGAGAUCAGCCGCUCCGCCGGUCGGCCGAGCUGAUAGAGGAGCGGCCGCGUCGGCAACAGGCAACGCGGAGACGCAGCCUCCGAGCGGUGUUCCGCCCGCUCGAGUCGAGAGCUCGCCGCCAGUAGUGGCGCAAAUCACGAUGCCGACGAACGCUAUGUCGGCCGCCUCUCAUUUGGUAAUGCAGAGCUUCAACACUCUGCAGGAUAUCGCGGCGAAUCAUCAGGUUAGCAGCGGCACGCCUUCGUCGACGACCUCGCCGGCGAGCUCGUCGUCAAAUGUCAGCAAACCCGGUCAACGGAUCGAGGAGAGGACCGUGGCAUAUGGCAAAGACGCGUACGCGCACUACGGUAUCGCUCACGGAGCUAUCCUGCCGAUGAGAGUGAAUGUCGUCAGGCAGGACUCCGCGGGCAGUGGUAGUCGAUCUGUCAGCAAUUAACAUGCAAACUUAAUGACGCACCGGAUUACCUUGUCACUAAUUACAGCUAAACAUUCGCGCAAACUAAUCGCGAAACAAAUCGAUACUGUAAAUACACACGCUUGGAGGUGGAUAUUAAAAAUUUAUCUUUCCUCGAAAAAAAAAAAAAAAGAAGACUUGGCGCAAGACACGGGUGUAUAUCUUGAUUUGGCAAACCGCUCGAAUGGAAAGAUCGCGGAAGCAAACACGUGAAGUAUGAAUAUUUGCCAUCCGUGCGAUAUUUUCCAUUUUAUAACGUUGAGGUCAUUAUUGAAAAGCUGUUGCUUUGAACAAGAUUGCCAAAAGUUCCUCCGGAACGCGUAUUAUGCUAAUUAUGCGACGCUACGCAAUGUUCGAGUCUACGAAAUAAAAUAAAUUCGUUGCGAAAAUAACGUUUUUACAACACCACAGUAUAAAUGGAGACAUCAUGUUACGUACGUACGUCAUGCUUCAUUAGUUCCAAGGGACACUUAUAUCGCCACGUGUCGCUCGCUUCGUAGAGCAUAACGGGAUAAAAUUAGCGCGGCGUCUCGGAAGAGUUGCACCGCACGAGAAUGUAGCGCUCGAUCGUUAUUUUUCGACCGCGAAAAACGGAAAAAUUUCUAUGCAUGCAUUCUCUCUCAGAUCCAUUUCUUUUUUAAGGUUCAAUUUGUUAAUAUUACGUAACGCACUGAAUGUCUUUUCUCGAGGGGAAACGCGCGGAGAAAGAUGCGGCCUGCGGAAUGCGAGUUAGUUAAAUAUAUGUGCCUUGUGAUAUUAGAGAUCAUGUAUAGAGCUGUCUGGCUAAAAUGCGAGUGUAACAAAUCGAGAGGAAUGCGAGAGAAUGUGAAGUAUAUGUAAAUGUGAAGCGCGAUGAUUUGUAUAUAUUAUCUAUGAAAUAUAAUAUUUAUUGUGCUUUCACGUGUUACUCUAUUUUUCUUAUGAAGAAGAGCGUUAAUAAAUUAUUGCAAGUUUGCUUGAGACUCGCGUAUUGCGAUUCAAUAUGUCAAGAAUUUUAAAAACAGCGAUGUACGCGAGAUACCGUUUCGACGUAGACAUACUAUGAAUAAAUCAUACGAUACCAUAUUAAACCCGUGCCACUGACACGGUAUAUUUGUAUUGUAUAUUGAAUGGCGUAUUGUCUAUGCUAAUAGUGCGCGGACUAUUUACAGAACUAUAUUUCACUUUCUGUCAUGUUAAAAGUACAAUAGCAAAGAGAGGCGAUCAGUCAGACGCAUAUAUGUACGCGCAGAACACUCGGACAGAUUAUACGAACAUAGUCAUAUUGACGGCACUUCUAUUAGUAUGUAACAAUCAGAUCGAUAUAUACGAGCGCGCGCCGCUAAUCGCUAAUUACUACCGAUGUUCGAUAUUAUCUGAUUUACGUGCUGCGGCCGUAACUAUUAGAUAAGCUUCCUUCGGCGGCGAUUUCCGCUUAAACUCCGACGUUGCGACUAUUAGCGUCGCUCGAGGAGAGCGCGAACGACGAGAGAGAGAGAGAAAGAGAGAGAGAGAGAGCGAGGGAGAGAAGGGCGAGGCGAGAGAGCCGCGAGGGUGCGCGUUUGGCGAUGUGGAAAUAAUUCCCGGGCGAGCCGUGGCACGAAUUAAUUAAGAGAUACGUAAGUAGCGCAUAUUGCGCGGGAGACGCAAUUACCGUCGUCUUUGACGCCGAGGAGUAACGCGGCGGCGUGCAAGAGAUAUGGAGGACCGUCGCGCGCGCGCGAAGGUAGCGCGCGUUGUUUAUCGUCAUAAGCUAACUGGCGGAAUACUGGCGAAAACUUUCCCGACGUAAGCGUUAAUUAGUGUUUGAGUCAACGCUACUCGUGGAAUUGCUAAUUGACAUUUUUGACGGUGCACUAUAUUAUUAUAGAUUCGCCCACGCGUGGCGCCAAGCGCAGAUGCCAGAUACGAGAUACAUUUUUAUAACAUUUCUGCAAUAGGUUUUCGCUGUAUCAGUUGCAUUAUUGGUUACUGUUAAUAAAAUAAUAUUAAUUAA
Molecule: messenger RNA, 4825 nt
Organism: Linepithema humile (Argentine ant)
Lineage: Eukaryota; Metazoa; Arthropoda; Insecta; Hymenoptera; Formicidae
Biological process (GO): peptidyl-threonine phosphorylation; peptidyl-serine phosphorylation
Molecular function (GO): ATP binding; protein serine/threonine kinase activity
Source: RefSeq, a predicted model, not a curated record